Messenger RNA from Athene cunicularia (burrowing owl), 825 nucleotides. RefSeq names its product ATP synthase peripheral stalk subunit d (gene ATP5PD). Gene Ontology annotation, molecular function: proton transmembrane transporter activity. The record is from RefSeq and is a predicted model, not a curated record. The transcript has 5 exons. NCBI's taxonomy places the organism in Eukaryota, Metazoa, Chordata, Aves, Strigiformes, Strigidae. Gene Ontology annotation, biological process: proton motive force-driven ATP synthesis. The coding region runs from base 252 to 737 and encodes 161 amino acids.
GUGGGGAGUAGCGGGGGUGUGAGGCCGCGGCGGGGCCGGGCUGAGGAGCGGGUCCCCGCCCUGUCCCGGUGUCCAUCCGUUCGUCCCCCCCAACCCCCGUCCCGGUCCCUUCUCCCGCCCCAGCCCUCACCCCUCGGUGCCGGCGCUCCCGGGCAGGAGCCGUCCUCCAUCUCCCCGCGGUUGCUGGGCCUCGCCUGCUCCCUCUAGCAUAACCUGUCCGUUGUCGUCUCUCCUGGGCGCAGCCUGGAAGCAUGGCGGGCCGCAGAGCUGCCCUCAAGGCCAUUGACUGGGCGGCCUUUGCCGAGAGGGUGCCCGCCAACCAGAGAGCCAUGUUCAACGCCCUGAAAACCCGCAGCGAUGCGCUGUCAGCUCGGUUGGCUGCCCUGCCAGAGAAGCCCCCGGCCAUUGACUGGGCUCACUACAAGGCUGCUGUUGCUAAAGCUGGCAUGGUGGAUGAAUUUCAGAAGAAGUUCAGUGCACUAAAGGUUCCUGAGCCAGUGGAUACACAAACUGCCAAAAUUGAUGCCCAAGAGAAGGAAGCUGCGAAGAGCACUGCUGAAUACGUGCAGGCUUCCAAAGCUCGUAUUGCCCAGUAUGAGCAACAACUCCAGAAGCUGAGAAACAUGAUUCCCUUUGAACAGAUGACAUUGGAAGACUUGUAUGAAGCCUUCCCUGAAACCAAGCCGGACAAGGAGAAAUACCCGUACUGGCCCCACAGACCCAUUGCUGAUCUGUAAACUUGUCUGGAAGCAGUUUGUCUAACGACUGUCAGACUCUGAUCUUUUAAAUAAAGAACUUUCCCUGCUGCCUGUGGCUUAGAUCUCA